Leopardus geoffroyi (Geoffroy's cat) is the source of this 4059-nucleotide messenger RNA. RefSeq names its product ribosome biogenesis protein BOP1-like. The transcript has a single exon. NCBI's taxonomy places the organism in Eukaryota, Metazoa, Chordata, Mammalia, Carnivora, Felidae. The record is from RefSeq and is a predicted model, not a curated record. The coding region runs from base 2457 to 2786 and encodes 109 amino acids. Gene Ontology annotation, molecular function: protein binding.
UUGGAUUUUACUCUACAUUUCUGUUUCUGGAACAUUGAUUUUAAAAAUGUAAAAUAGCAUAUAAAGAGGUAAUUUUCAUUUUUAAGGAUUAUUUUUAGUGCAUUGUAAACAUAAAUUUUAAUUUUUAGAGAAUUAAACUGUGUUUCAGUAGUAUAAUCUAGUGGAAAGAAUGCAGGCUCUGAAAAUUAGGUAUAGUCUGUCCCUAGUUGUUUUUUACUUGCAUGAUAGCAUUAGAUCUUUAGGCAAGGAGAACUAAGUGUCCAUCAGGUUCCAUGACUAUUAAGUGUGUAUAGGGAAAAACAUUCUAAACGGGGUCAGGUUUCUAAGGAAAAUGCCAGUCUGCUAAAGAUGUACUGGCCCAGGUUAUUGGAUAUUGGAACUGUGCAGAUCUCAAGGGAGCUUGUUCUCAAAUGUGAGGUCAGAAAGAAGGAUUGUUCGUUGUAGCUUGGGUGCUUCCCUGGUGCGAGAGUUUGUCUUCAUGUGAAGCACUCUCCUACUUCUCAAACAUAAGAAAAAUGAGAUGCCGAGUAGUAGGUACAUGCUCACCUCAAGUGACCCCACACCUAUUAGUGAUUGUUAUGCUAGAAUUUGAGCUAGAUUGUAAUUAAUUUGUUUAAAACAUUAGAUACAACUAGUGCUUUGUUUUUUAAGUUUUGUAAGAGAACAUUUAGAAAUGAUAUCAUUUAGAAAUGCUGAGGAAGGAGAAUUCCAGUAGGAGUAGUCAGGACACUGCCAAGUGAUAGAGGUGUGAAUUAGCAUGGCAGAACAGGUGUGGGGGAAGAUACUAACAAGCUGCUGCGUGUAUUCUAGUUUUUCUACUUGUAGGAUACUGGAAUUUGUCAUUGAUUUAGAUUUUUUAUUAAAGACUUGAAGGGAAGAACAUACUUUAAAAAAUUGUGCUUGAAGUUUUCUCUGACAAAGAUUUAGGGAGCAGAGGCUUUGUCACUCACAGUUAUGCAGUUGGAAUGCUUCUCUUUAUUAGCAUCUAGAAGCAGUUUUCCAAAGAUAGAAAGGCCAUUUCUACUGUUGCACAGACUGGACAGGCUUGGCUUAUGCUUCCUUGGUUUCCUUACAGUCCUACUUGAUAAUUAUCUUUCCUGCUGUGAUCCUCUUGACACCUAAUGUGCACCCCUAUUGGGGGGCAUCCUCAGGUCCAGUGCAGUUCCUGUUAUAAUAUACUCCUUUGGCUUUAGUAACUUGAAUCAGGCAAUGCAGUGGGCUGGGACUGGCUGGGUAGUGUGGCAGGCGUGUGGUGGUGACACAGGCACGGCCUGGGAAGCGGCCACUGGAGCCAGAGCUGGAGUUGGAGCUGGUGGAGUUCUCUUUGAUCUGUGCUCCUCCUCCUAGCCUCCAGGAUGGCAGAGAUUGUCGCUUCUCUGACAGAGAGCACGUUCUCAGGCUUGGAAGAUUCUAGCAGUGACAGGAGUGAAGAUGACUCGGCAGAGGGAGAAGAUAGGAUCAGCAGUGAUGGAGAAGACCACUGGGCCACAGGUGCAGGCCAGGACCUCUUCCCCAAGGACAGAGGACAUCUGGAACAUGGUGGGCAUGGGCAUUGGGCACGGAUGGCAGACACGGCUACAAGCCCCUGCGUACUCGUGACAAGCUGGACCAGGUUCUGGACAAAGUGGAUGAUCCUGACUACUGGUGCAUGAUGCAGGACUGGAUGACAGGGCACGACUUAUGGCUGACUGAUGAGCAGGUGGCCCUGGCAUGGUGGCUGCAGAGGGGCCAGUUGGGGGACAUGAGCUUCGAUCUGUAUGAGCUGGCUAUGGACUUCUUCACUGGGGACCUGGUGCUCCACUCAGUAACCAGCUGACCUGCUGACAAGCACAGCAUCAUCCCAUCCCUGGUGGAGAAGGAGAGGGUCUCUCACUUGGGGCAUAUGCCAUUAAGAUGGGCCAGAUGCAGCUUCACGGGCCCCAGAACCCCACCCCUAGCUUCAGUAAUCUGUGGGUGUGGAAGACCCCGAUGUUGGGCCGGAUGGGCACAAGAUACACAUACCCACUCCCAAGCUGGUCCUCGGCAUCACACUGAGUUCUACGGCUCACCUCCUGCGUAUCUGCCCAGCGAAGAGGUGUGGGAGCAAUGGGAGCCAGGUGAGAGGAAGCCCACCUUCCCGCCACGCAAGUUUCUGAACCUGCGGGGUGUGCCUGUGUAUAGCUGUUUCCUCCAGGAAUGCUUCACAUGCUGCCUUGACCUCUACUGUGUCCACGGCAGUGCAAGGUGAGGGUGAAUGUGAACCCUGAAGACCUCGUCCCCAAACUGUCCCAGCUGCAGGACCCACAGCCUUUCCUCGCAUGUCAGGUCCUCGUCUCUAGAGGCCCCAGCAACCUUGUCCACCACCUUAGUGUCAUCCUGGAGAGGGCCAGUGGCUGGCUUCAGGCUCCGACGAUGGCUUACUAUGACUCUGGGAGGUGGCUGCCACCCGCUGCACGAGGACCGUGCCCGUUGUGGGUAUGCUGAGGAGUAUUGGCCGGAACACUCACCCCACCAUCUGCCUGGUGGCUGUGGCUGUAGAGGACGUGGUGCUGCUACUGAUCCUGGCCUUGGGGGCCCAGCUGGUGGUGGGCAGCGAGGACCAGCUGCUGUGUGCCUUCAUCCCACCUGAGAUGCCGGCCGUUCAGCCUGCCUACUGGCUGGAGGCCCCAGAGGAGAAACGCCAGGGGGACCUGUGGCUGCACAUCCGCCAUGGGAAGCCUGUGACUCUGUUGACCUGGCAUGGGUGUGGGGACUUCUUGGCUGUGGUCCUGGCCCCUGCAGGCCACACACAGGUGCUGAUCCACUAGCUGAGCUGACGCUGCAGGCAGACCCCCUUCUGCAACCAUGGCCAGGUGACGUGAGUGGCCUUCUACUCUGUCCCAUCCUUUGUGUUAGUGACUUUCCAGUGCAGCAUCUGCCUUUACUAUCUCCUGUGCCAGGAGCUCACCCAGAAGCUGAGACCGAACUGUAAGUGGGUGUCCAGCCUGGCAGUGCACCCUGCAGGGGACAAGGUCAUCUGUGGGAGCUAUGACAGCAAGCUGGUGUGGUUUGAUCUGGACCUUUCUGGUGAGCCGUACAGGGUGGUGAGGCACCACAGGAGGACCCAAGGGCUGUGGCCUUCCACACCUGGUACCAGGUCUUCACAUCUAGCUCUGACCACGGGAGUGUCAUUGUCUGCCAGUGACCUGCUGCAGAACCAACUGCUGGUGCCUGUGAAGGUGCUGUGGGGACACGUGCUGAGCCAAGACCUGGGUGUACUGGAUGUGGCUUUCCGCCCUGGCCCCAGCUGUGGGUUUUCUCAGGGGCCAAUGGCACCGUCUGCCUCUUCACCUAAGCCACCCUGUUUCCUGAGGGGCCAGGCCAUGUGUUUGCUCAGGAUCUUAAUAGAGGUGUUCACCCAGCUUGGGGGGGAAAAAAAAAGAGCAAUGCGAAUAACAGUAGCUUAUAAUAUAUUCAUCAUUUCAUCUGCUUCGGAUUCAGCCUCCCUCUCUCCCUCUGCCCCUCCCCUGCUCGUGCUUUGUCUCUCCCUCUCUCUCAAAAAUAAACAUUAAAAAAAUUUUUUUCCCUUCAGAAUCAAAUUUUCCUUAUGCUAUGUUAUAGCAGAGUAUAUUUAAUUGAUUUACUUAUAGUCAUUAAGUUUAGCUUGCUUAUUAUAUGCUGAGUUUCUGAAUAGCUUUUGGCACUGGGGGUACAGUGUGUGUGCUGAGAAACCUUGUAGACCAAUCUAAUGAAGACACAGUCUGAAUUUUUCCUUUUUUCCAUUGGAUAGGAAUUUUAUGCUGUCAAAUACAGGUAUUCCUGCUUUAAUAGAACUUGUUAUGCCAAGGCACAGAUAAAGCAUUUAAAUCAGUUAUAAAUUGAUACUAUAGUAAGAUUCACCAUAUUGAUUACAGACUUUUAUAGCUCUUUGAUGAUAAGUGGUUUACAAAAUUUGGUUUAUAUAGGAUUUCACGUAGUACAAGAUGGGGGAUCCCUCUGUAUAAUUCCAUUGAGUGAACCUUAAAAAUCACCUUGGCCAUUUUUUCUUGUAGAAUCUUCAGUUGUCCUCAUUUCUCAUGAGUACAUUUUUUUCUUUGUGAU